GCUCAUUCAUCAAUCGCAAACGUCUCCAAACAAGGUCCCCACAUCCAUCCCCAAUCCGUGCACGCCUCCACGGUCUCGCCGGCGCCGGCGCCGGCGCCUCCCUCCUCGCCGGCAGCCCCCGCCCUCCGUCCUAAAAGCCCCACCUCUCCAUCAUUCCCCACCUGAAUAAACAAAUCUGCACAAAGCUCCGCCUCCUUCACCCAAUUGGUCGGCAGGGGCGGCGGCGGCGGCGGCGCGAUGGGGAAGCACGAGUUCCUGACGCCGAAGGCGAUCGCGAACCGGAUCAAGGCGAAGGGCCUGCAGAAGCUGCGGUGGUACUGCCAGAUGUGCCAGAAGCAGUGCCGCGACGAGAACGGGUUCAAGUGCCACUGCAUGUCGGAGUCGCACCAGCGGCAGAUGCAGGUGUUCGGCAUGGCCCCCGAGCGCGUCGUGGAGGGCUUCUCCGAGGAGUUCCUCGAGUCGUUCCUCGCCCUGAUCCGCCGCGCGCACCGCCACUCCCGCGUCGCCGCCACCGUCGUCUACAACGAGUACAUCGCCGACCGGCACCACGUCCACAUGAACUCCACCAGGUGAAUUUUGGUUUCGAUGAAGAGGACUCUGGUGUCCGAGAGAAUGAGAAGGAUGAGGUGGCCAAUAAGAAUGGGAGGGAUGUAAAAGCAGCAGAGGCAAGAAGGUCAGCAUUGGAUGAGCUGAUGAAGGAGGAGAAGGCCAAGGAGAGGAGCAACAGAAAGGACUACUGGGCACUGGCUGUGUCCCGGGAUUGUGGUCAAGGUGAUGAGUAAAUCAUUGGCAGAGAAGGGUUACUACAAGCAGAAAGGGGUGGUGAAGAAAGUGAUCGAUAAAUACGUUGGGGAGAUUAAGAUGUUGGAGAGCAAGCAUGUUCUAAGAGUCGACCGAGAUGAGCUUGAGACUGUGAUCCCCCAGAUUGGUGGGCUGGUUCGGAUUGUGAAUGGGGCUUAUCGGGGUUCGAAUGCCAGGUUGCUCUUGGUGGAUACAGAGAAAUUCUGUGCAAAAGUGCAGGUUGAGAAAGGCCUCUAUGAUGGGAAGGUUCUCAGGGCUGUCGAAUAUGAGGACAUUUGCAAGAUUUCCUCGUGAUAUACAGUGUUUUUCAUUUCAUUUCCUGGAUCAUUGCAGAAGCAAACAAGAACUAUGCAAUGCAGGGUACUGGCGCUGUCAGUCCACGCAUCCGUGCUUGUUAUUACGUGUGCUGGAAUAUCUUCUGUUGAAGGAGUUCAAUAUGUUGGUGUUUCUAGUUCACUGUAACUGCUGAAAGGCUGUGCGAAAAAACGUUAUCAUUUGGUUUGCUUCAUACUAGACCAGAAUAACUGUAUUGACAUUUUUGUAAUACUCGGUCAGCUUCUAUAUUUCUGUGUCUAGUGAUGAUCUUUUACCAGAUA
Messenger RNA from Panicum virgatum (switchgrass), 1397 nucleotides. Its product is annotated as KIN17-like protein. The transcript has a single exon. The coding region runs from base 238 to 573 and encodes 111 amino acids. Gene Ontology annotation, cellular component: nucleus. Gene Ontology annotation, molecular function: double-stranded DNA binding. The record is from RefSeq and is a predicted model, not a curated record. Gene Ontology annotation, biological process: DNA damage response; DNA replication. Lineage: Eukaryota; Viridiplantae; Streptophyta; Magnoliopsida; Poales; Poaceae.